UCAAGGUCACAUGACCGCGAAGUCCGACACAGAAGGAGAACCUCUUUGGGAGUACUGAUACCAGCAGGCGGAGAGCUAAAGGUGGCAUCCCAAAAGAAAUGCUGCUCCUUCAGGAUCUGAUUCCUUUCUUCUUCUGAUCCUUCUUCUUUGAAGGAACUUUCUUCUUCCAAUCUGUUAUCUCGGUAAGACCGUGUCCGCAGCUCCUCAUCAGUUACUGCAUCCAACAGCAACCUGCCAAGUGUGCAACCUAAGAGUGGGCUCAGCAUAUGCUGGUCUGUCUUCCAUGGAACCUCAAAGUGCCCCAAUUCCGCGUGCCGCAGAGGUGCUCCUCUCCACUUCCAAUUCAUGGAGCAUGGCACAUUUUUCCUCCUUAUAGAUCGGGCAUUCAGUGAUGCAGGAGUGCCGAGCCGAAAGGAAGCUAUUUGGAGCCUAGAGCUUUUCCAAUUCACAGCAUAACCACUCUGAGAAGCAUUGAGUCAUUGCAUCACCAUGAUGCUGGCUCUGCUUCUGCUCUUCUUUUGCCUUAUCUCAAGCACCAGUGGAGCGACUCGGAACGCCUCUUCGAGGCCCACUGUCGUGCACGUUGGAGCGAUUUUCACAUUCGACUCGACAAUUGGAAGUGUUGCAAAGGUGGCGAUUGAUGCCGCGGAGGACGAUGUCAACUCUGACCCGUCUGUUCUUCGGGGCACAAGGCUGCAGAUCAUAAUGAGAGAUACCAACUGCAGUGGGUUCUUGGGCAUGAUGGAAGCUUUGCAGUUUAUGGAGACUGAUACCGUUGCGAUAGUUGGGCCGCAGUGUACGACCAUCGCUCAUGUCAUUUCUCAUGUUUCCAAUGAGCUCCAUGUCCCUUUGCUGUCAUUUUCUGCAACAGACCCCACUCUGAAUGCGCUUGAGUAUCCCUAUUUUGUUCGGACCACGCAAAGUGAUCUGUUUCAAAUGGCCGCUAUAGCUGAAAUAGUAGACUACUAUCAGUGGAGCCAGGUGAUUGCUGUCUAUGUUGACGAUGACCAUGGUAGAAAUGGUGUGGCUGCCUUAGGUGAUAAACUGGCAGAGAGGCGUUGCAAGAUAUCAUAUAAAGCUCAAGUUUCACCUGGAGCCACGAGGAGUGACGUCACAGAUUUACUAGUCAAGGUUGCCUUGAUGGAGUCUCGUGUUAUUGUUGUACAUUCAAAUCAAGAAUAUGGUCCGAUGAUUCUUUCCGUAGCACAUUAUCUUGAAAUGAUGACCAAUGGGUACGUUUGGAUCACUACAGAUUGGCUUUCAUCUCUGCUAGAUUCAAGAGGUCCCCUUGCUUCCAGUACAAUGGAGACAAUGCAAGGAGUUCUUACACUUCGUCAGCACACAGCUGAUUCAAAGAAGAAGAGAGACUUCAUUUCUAGGUGGAGAAACUUGAUCGGAAAGGAGAAUAUUGGAGACUUCCGACUUAACUCAUAUGGUUUAUAUGCUUAUGACACUGUGUGGAUGUUGGCUAAAGCACUAGAUGCCUUCUUUGAUGACGGUGGAAUAAUUUCAUUUUCUGAUGAUAAAAGCUUGCAUGAUGCACAGGGAGGCACUCUUCACCUUGAGGCGAUGAGUAUCUUUGAUGGAGGACAACUUCUGCUGGAUAAAGUCCGAAAGUCAAAUUUUUCAGGUAUAACUGGACUGCUUAGAUUUGAUUCUGAUGGGAAUCUUGUUCAUCCUGCAUUUGAUAUCAUAAAUGUAAUCGGAACUGGGUCGAGAACUGUUGGUUUUUGGUCCAAUUAUUCUGGGUUGUCGAUUGUGUCCCCUGAUACCCUUUAUUCAAAGCCGCUUAAUGUUUCCCCUGGGAGUGAUCGGAUCUACAGUGUCAUCUGGCCCGGAGAAACAACGACAAAACCUCGAGGAUGGGUCUUUCCUAAUAACGGUAAGGAGCUUAAAAUCGGUGUCCCUGACAGAGUCAGCUAUAAGGAAUUUGUCUCAAAAUCGCCAACUACAGGCACUGUGAAGGGUUACUGCAUUGAUGUGUUUACUGCUGCUGUCAACUUACUGCCCUAUGCUGUUCCUUUUAAGCUGAUUCCAUUUGGUAAUGGUCAUGCUAAUCCUAGCUACUUUGAACUUACAAAUAUGGUUGCUACAGGGGCAUUUGAUGCUGCUGUCGGUGACAUUGCCAUUGUCACUAAUCGAACAAAGAUAGUUGAUUUCACACAGCCGUAUAUCGAGUCCGGGCUUGUUAUAGUAGCCCCCAUUAGAAAACACAAGUCAAAUGCUUGGGCAUUUCUGCAGCCUUUUACUCUGGAAAUGUGGUGUGUCACAGGCCUUUCCUUUCUUGUCAUAGGAGCUGCUGUAUGGAUCCUUGAGCACCGUAUCAAUGAUGAAUUUCGUGGUCCACCACGACAACAAAUAGUUACAGUUUUUUGGUUCAGCUUUUCAACUUUGUUUUUUGCACAUAGAGAGAAUACUGUGAGCACUCUAGGACGUGUGGUGCUGAUAAUAUGGCUUUUCGUGGUUCUGAUUAUCCAGUCUAGCUACACUGCAAGUUUGACAUCAAUUCUUACUGUGCAACAACUCUCAUCUCCUAUAAAAGGAAUUGACAGCUUAAUAGCUAGUGAUGAACUUAUUGGAUUUCAAGUAGGUUCAUUUGCUGAAAACUAUAUGGUUGAGGAGCUCAGCAUUCCAAGAUCCAGACUUAAAGCUCUUGGAUCACCAGAAGAGUAUGCUGAAGCUCUUGAACUGGGGCCUGAGAAUGGGGGUGUUGCAGCCAUUGUAGACGAGCGUGCCUAUGUUGAGCUCUUCCUGUCAACUAAUUGCAAAUUUGCAAUUAUUGGGUCGGAAUUUACCAAAAGUGGCUGGGGUUUCGUCUUUCCGAGGGACUCUCCUUUAGCUGUUGACAUGUCAACCGCGAUACUGACUUUAUCCGAGAAUGGAGAUCUCCAGAGGAUCCAUGACAAAUGGUUCACAAGGGCUGCCUGCAUCUCUGAAACCGAUGAAAUCGACUCAGAACGGCUUCAUCUUAGCAGCUUCUGGGGCUUGUUUCUCAUAUGUGGAAUGUCGUGUUUCUUGGCUCUCCUCAUAUACUUCAUCAUCAUGAUACGCCAAUUUGUCCAGCUUCCUCCACCGGAUGACCAAGGCCCUUCCAGCGACCAGCAAACGCCUCGAUCCAGUCGCAGGCUUCAGAAGUUCCUCUCCUUUGUUGAUGACAAGGUAGAAGAUGCCAAGAACAGAUCCAAGAGAGGACAGAUGGAGAAGCCAACCAACAAUGUCAAUGCUGACAUUGAAAGUUAUGAUUGAUUUAUGCUUACUACUCUGCAAGCUGAGAGUUAGUCUCAAAAUACUAUUACCAUACAAGUGUUGGCUCACAGUAUCAUACUUGUAACUAGGCAGAUCACAUUUCCCCUUGAUGAAGUUUUGCCUAUGAAAUAUCCAUUGUCCCAUUACCUUCCUACCCAUAGAAGAUGAUGAUAGGUCUAAUGUAAAAUUGACAUGAGGAUGCAUGAGCUCUCAAGUGCAGACCUUCUAUUCAAUUGUCAAUAUCAGCUGCAAUUUUUGCUUCA
Molecule: messenger RNA, 3509 nt
Organism: Musa acuminata subsp. malaccensis (wild Malaysian banana)
Lineage: Eukaryota; Viridiplantae; Streptophyta; Magnoliopsida; Zingiberales; Musaceae
Product: glutamate receptor 3.1
Cellular component (GO): plasma membrane
Molecular function (GO): ligand-gated monoatomic ion channel activity; signaling receptor activity
Source: RefSeq, a predicted model, not a curated record